Molecule: messenger RNA, 838 nt
Organism: Chelonus insularis
Lineage: Eukaryota; Metazoa; Arthropoda; Insecta; Hymenoptera; Braconidae
Product: 26S proteasome non-ATPase regulatory subunit 10-like
Exons: 4
Coding region: 72-761 (229 amino acids)
Molecular function (GO): protein binding
Source: RefSeq, a predicted model, not a curated record
GUUGCAAUGUUAGUUGAACAGCUGCUCUAACACAUGACUGUUGGAAUAUGUACAUGAUUGUAACCUAAAAAAUGGCACAAGAAUCUACAAUAUACGAUUUGGCAUAUCAUGGUAAAUCAACGGCUGUAAAAAAUCGUAUUAGUGAUGAUGAUUCAUUAAAAACAAAAGUUGAUAGUAAUGGACGCAUGUUACUCCAUUGGGCUGCAUUGGGUGGACAUAAUGAUUUGGUAAAGGAUUUAUUAUCUAUGGGAGUUCCUGUUGAUCCAGAAGACGAUACAAAUAUGACUCCACUUAUUCUUGCGGCAUCAGCUGGUCGAGAUAAAGUAGUAGAAACUUUAAUAAAUGAAGGAGCUAACGUAAAUUUACAGACUUUUGAAGGGCAUUCAGCAUUACAAUAUGCAGCCAGUAAAAAUUGGCUCACUAUUUGUGAAAAACUUAUCGAAAGUGGAGCGAAUAUUAACAUCACUGAUAAAAGGGGUGCUACUCCACUUCACAGAGCUGCUUCUAAAGGCAAUAUUGAAGUUCUCAAAUUGCUUUUGGAACAAGGCAGUCGUUUAAAUAUAGAUACAAAGGAUGUAUAUGGAAACACUGCAUUACAUUUAGCAUGUGAGGAAGAUCGUCAACAAGAAGCUAGAUUAUUGGUCACUUAUGGAGCAAAUAUUGAGAUAGAAAAUAAAGACCGUAAAACUCCAUUGGACAUCGCAACUCCAUCACUUGUUCGUCAACUUAAAGCAAUAAAAGAAAAUACUUCAAGUGAAUAAUUGUGCUGUUGAAUUACAAUUUGAAUAACUUAAAAAAUCAAAUUUUUUUUUUUGUUAUCAAAAUUGAACAAAAAAAA